Capsicum annuum is the source of this 3364-nucleotide messenger RNA. Its product is annotated as pentatricopeptide repeat-containing protein At3g60050. The record is from RefSeq and is a predicted model, not a curated record. Lineage: Eukaryota; Viridiplantae; Streptophyta; Magnoliopsida; Solanales; Solanaceae. Gene Ontology annotation, molecular function: protein binding. Bases 283 to 1776 code for a protein of 497 amino acids. The transcript is spliced from 7 exons.
AAAAAAAAACCCAGCAUUUUAUGAACACUUUGGUAUCGUUACUAUACCCUUUGCUUCCUUCGCUCUUCCCUUUGCGCAGACUCUGGAGCCCCAGCCAGCAAACCCAAUUACCAGAGCUACUUCAACUUCUCCCGCCGGCAGCUAAUUCCGGCGCCGGUAGAUGCUCCGUCGCUUUCUGCGUCAAUGACUCCCUUCUUAUUAUCCCAAUGUAUCUUUCAAUCUAGAAAGUGAUGGCUUGCUACUCACUAUUUUUUCUUGCUAUAGUAUAUUCAAGGGACUAGCAUGUAUUCGGUAGCUCUCUUUGGUCAAAGAGUUACUCAAAGAUUCUCAUAUUUUAGCACCUUUUCACGGUUUUUAUGUAAUCAACAAUCUGACACUGAUGGAACUGGAAAUGGUUUUGGGAGAAUCGAGGAUUACUUGAAUGAGAGCUGGAAGAGUAUGAAGUCCGAUAAUAAUAUGAAAGAUAAUUCUGACAUGCAGGAGUCAGUUGACUUUACUGGAAUGAACGGCUGCUAUGGAGGCCAUUUCCGGCAAAAAUUUUCAACCCGGCACGAUUUUAUUGAGAAAGCAAGAAAUGAGGCUAGUAUGAUUCUUGAAAUUCUUCAACAAGAUGGUCCAGGAUUUGAUGCAAAAACAGCUUUAGAUAAUUCACAUAUUACGGUUUCAAGCCUGCUUGUGAGAGAAGUUCUUCUAGGUAUCUUGAAAACAAUAAAUUAUGCUAAUAAAAAUAGGUGUGCGAAGCUGGGGUACAAGUUUUUUGUAUGGUCUGGUCAAAAAGAAAAUUACCGGCAUACGGCAAAUUCAUACCAACUUAUAAUGAAGAUUUUUGCAGAGUCUGAGGAAUUCAAGGCUAUGUGGAGAUUAGUAGAUGAGAUGACUGAGAAAGGAUACCCUACAACUGGUAGGACAUUUAAUUUGUUGAUAUGUACUUGUGGAGAGGCAGGUUUGGCUAAAAAAGUAGUAGAGAGGUUUAUUAAGUCAAAGACAUUUAAUUAUAGACCAUUCAGGCAUUCGUUUAAUGCAAUUUUACAUUCCCUUCUGGGUGUAAAUCAUUAUAGGUUAAUUGAGUGGGUAUAUCAGCAAAUGUUGGUUGAAGGUCAUCUUCCUGACAUGUUAACUUAUAACAUACUGUUAUGCUCAAAAUAUAGGCUGGGAAAGCUGGAUCAGUUUCAUAGAUUAUUAGAUGAAAUGGGCCGGAAUGGAUUUUCACCCGAUUUUCAUACAUUUAACAUCCUUCUUCAUGUUCUUGGUAAAGGAGAUAAACCGCUAGCAGCAGUCAACCUUCUAAACCACAUGAAAGAAGUUGGUUAUGAACCAAGCGUUCUCCAUUUUACCACUUUGAUAGAUGGGUUAAGUCGGGCUGGUAAUUUGGAUGCUUGCAAAUACUUCUUUGAAGAGAUGAUUAGGCAGGGUUGUAUGCCUGAUGUUGUGUGUUACACUGUUAUGAUAACAGGAUACGUUGUGGCUGGGGAACUUGAUAUAGCUCAGGAACUGUUCAUUGACAUGCGUGCCAAUGGGCAGUUGCCAAACGUGUUUACUUACAAUUCCAUGAUUCGGGGGCUCUGUAUGGCUGAGAAAUUUGACGAGGCAUGCAUGAUGGUGAAAGAAAUGGAAUCAAGGGGUUGUAAUCCAAAUUUUAUGGUGUAUAGUACUUUAGUCAGUUAUUUGAAAAAUGCUGGAAAGCUGUCCAAAGCUCAUGAAGUAAUAAGACAUAUGGUGGAUAAAGGACAGUAUGUCCAUCUCGUUCCAAAGUUCAAAAGAUAUAGAAGAUGUUAAAGAGGCUAAACCACUUUUUUUGUAUAACUGCUGUCAACACCAUGCAUUAGUUCUGUGCUUAUGCCUCCAUGUUCUGAAGUUGAAUUAGCUUACCAUAAAACCAGGUAGUAUUGCCGCUGUUGGUGCUUGCAAUUUGACUGGUGUCAUAAGUUCGCAGGUCCACCUCCCUACCAUAUGCCGCAAAAAAGCAGCGACCAAGGAAAAAGAAAAACUCUGACAAGAAAGCAUGCAAAGUGAUGAUGAUGAGAUACCUUCUAGAUAGGCUGGUUGAGGUGAUAUGCAGGGAAGCUUAUUAAUUUGCUGAUGAUGGGCGCUUCUUAUGGUGGAAAAUGCAACAUGGCAUGGACAAUAUUGCAACAUGCAUCUUUGAGGGCAUGAUUCUAAUGUAGUGGUGGUGUUUGUUGGCUUGGUGCCGAAUUGAAGUUUCUUGCUCGUAAAACACAAUGAUGCUGAUUUUGACACAAAGCAAAGAGAGUGAAGCCAUGAUCAAUUAGACAUAGCUCACUUUUUGCCUUGAGCCAUGAAUUCCAGCUUGCAAGUAGCCACUUCUGAACAUCAAGAGCAUCUAUACGCCUUCUUAUUCCAAACACUAGAUGUAAGUGUGAAGUGCUCUAGAUAAGAGAAAAAUCAAGCACUUAAACAUGGGAGACCAAUGUUCAAGUUCCAGCUGAGACAAAAAACCACUAGGUGACUUCUCUUCGUCUGCAUAAGCCUUGGAGGGCAAAGUUAUUUGGUACCUCUGCUGGUGGGAGGUAGCCAGUGGAUUACUCGAGCUGUCAAGAUGCGCAAGUUGGCCUGAACACCAUCGUUAUCAAGAUAAAAGGGGAAAAAGAGAAGAAUAAAGCAACUUGUAACACAAGAGGCUUUAGAGACUUAAUCCAGAUGCAAUGCUGGAAAAAAUAACUGACAAAAAAAGUAUUGUGAUCAAGAGGUCAAUUAGAUGAUGUUUAAUUGGAAACAACAAUCUAUUUUCUUCAUCAAGGAUAGGUCUUCCAUGUGAGCUGUAUAGUAGACUAAUACUUGAUCCCAUCUUAGAAUGUGUCAAAUGGACUGCUGUGGACUUGUAGCAGUGCCUUUGUAUAGUGGUCGAUUAGUUGAAGGAUUAUGAAGUAAGAAGGAAAGGAUGAAAGUAUGGAGCAUGGUAAGGCAUAAUAUAAUGUGCCUUCUUGUUGUAUCCUUUACAUUGUGACAAAUUGACCGCGAAAUUUUGUAGAGUAGGAAAGUAAACAUGUAGCAUUGUAAAUUGUUACAUAUAUGUAAAGAAGCUAGCCUUGACCCUGUUUUUUUUCUGAGAAGAAAGAAUGCAGGGAAAAAUAAAGGGGAAAAUAUAGAAAACUGAGAGAGAUGUUUUCAAUGGUGGGGUUUGGACAAAAAGAAAGGCACUCAAGAGAAAAAGGGAUCGUCAUUUCUCUAGAGAGCUAUUUUCAUUUAUCUAUGUUUGACAAUGAAGAUGGUUGAAUACAAUUAAGGACCCGUUUGGCCAUUUUCCAGCAUAUGUUUUCCUUUAUUUGAGAAACAAUGUUUGGCCAUGAAGUGCUGGAAGUUUAUGUCGAAUUUGGAAAGCAAUUUUUAACUUAUUAUUCACUUU